Molecule: messenger RNA, 5752 nt
Organism: Centrocercus urophasianus (Greater sage-grouse)
Lineage: Eukaryota; Metazoa; Chordata; Aves; Galliformes; Phasianidae
Gene: SUSD6
Product: sushi domain containing 6
Exons: 6
Coding region: 1-888 (295 amino acids)
Source: RefSeq, a predicted model, not a curated record
AUGGAAGAUGGCUAUGAAGAAAAAUGGCAGUAUGAAUUCCGCUCCUGGCUUGACUUUCUUCAUAAGAAAAAAGACCCAACUAUUACAACAGCCAAAUUAAUCUAUUGUCCCCAGCCACCACAACCUGAGAAUGGAGGCUACAAAUGCCAUCCUAGUCCCUGCAAUGACCCUCUGACUUCAGGCAGUGUCAUAGAGUAUCUGUGUGUUGAAGGCUACAUGCUGAAAGGAGACUAUAAAUACCUGACCUGUAAGAAUGGAGAGUGGAACCCUGCCAUGGAAGUUAGCUGCAGACUCAGCCCGGAAAAGGACUCCCCGCCAACGAUUGGAGUACCCACGCUAUCCAUAGUAGCCUCCACAGCGAGCUCUGUUGCUCUGAUUCUUCUCUUAGUUGUGCUGUUUGUGUUGUUGCAGCCAAAGCUGAAGUCGUUCCAUCACAGCAGGCGAGACCAAGGUGUGUCUGGAGAUCAGGUCUCUAUCAUGGUGGAUGGUGUCCAAGUGGCCUUGCCAUCUUAUGAAGAAGCAGUGUAUGGCAGCACAGGGAACUGCAUUCCACCCUCGGACUCCCGGGUGCAAAUUGUGCUGUCAGAGGGAGCUGGGCAGAACGGAACCAGAGAGAUGCAGCAACAGGACCAAGGGGUUCACAGUAGCCUUGAUAGAGAAGAUGAAGCCCCCGGACACUCUGGACUGUGUGAAGCUAGUGGUUCUCAGCGUUCUGAAACUGUUCUUGUGCAUCAGGCUGCUACCUCUUCCUGGGUAGCUGGGAUGGCUAGCAGUAGACCUGUACAGAAAGAACUCCAAGACUCAGAAAGCAGUGACAUACAGAGCCUUUUAUCACUCACUUCCUCUGAGGAAUACACAGAUGAUAUUCCCUUACUGAAGGAAGCAUGAGGCCUGCUGUACGUGUCUAGCCUUCUCGCUCUUGGAUUUCUUCCUUCUCCCCUCCCUGCCUUCAGGACAGAAGCACUCUGUGCAGCCUUCCCCAUCCUCGCGAGCUGUGCCCUGGAUACCUCUAAGCAGAGAUGCCCUCAGCUGAAGAUCCAAAGGAUGUUGCCAGGUUGCCUCCUGGAUGCACCAGUGGGGUUGGUGCAGUGCUGGCUUCCCCAUUCCAUAUGCAUCAGAGACUCAAGGAACGUAGUGGAUUUGAGCUCUCCUCUCCUUUUCCCCAGCCAGAUGUUUGACAGCAGUCUCUGAAGAGCUGCUCUUUUCUUGUGCCUUUUUCCUCCUCACACCGGCUUGUUGCAGCUUGGCAGCCUCUCUAGCCCUUCUGUUGCCCAGAGAGCAGAGGCUGAAACCAUUUGCUCUCUGGGUGCAGACAGUUUAUAUAUACAUAUAUAUGUUAUAUAGGCUCUUCUUCCUCUUUAUAACAGAGCAGGACAAACCACCUCACUGGGACUGACACUGGCCUGGAGAGGGAUCCCAGGUAAGGGGCACCUGUAAUAUCUAGGAGCGCCUCAAAUGAGAUAAGCUGCGAGGCAGCUUAGCUGUGCAAUAACAGUGGAGAAUUGCUAGAGUACUGAAGGCUGAGAAGUCCAAAACAUAGGAAAGCCCUCUGCCCCCUUCUCAAAACACACCUCUACAAGAGUCCACUCCUGAAAAAUCACUUUUGUCUCCUUCCUUCACUACUAGUGCAGCCCACUUGGUUAACGCUGUGUUUCUGGAGGCUGUGACUGGGACUAUACUGAUAAAACCACUCUUUCAGCUUUGGUCUGGUGCCAGAGCAUCUCCUGAUGUUAGAUUGUGGAAGAGCCUUGGGAAAUGGGAACUGUGCAGAAAGCUCUGACUUUCUCUGAUUUGGUAGCAUUCGUUUUUAGGCAUCAGGAAUGGAACCAUAUUUGUGGCCCUGCUCUUCUGAAUAAACUGUGUGACUUACAGAGCUUUUCCAAUGAAGGUGGUUCUGCACUAAUGCUUAGAUUCCUUUGGUCAGAUCUUCAGGCAGAGAUAAUGCUUUCGGAUGUAAUCUGGAAGCAGUUCAUGUGUUUGAAAUUGUCAAGAGUCCCAGGCUACCUUCCCAGCUGCACUAGGUAUUUUGGUAUAUGAGCUCUCGAUACCUUCUAAGGGGCUACUAUAUAGCAAGUGUCUGCUGUUAUCUCCUGAUGGGCUUCAGUGGGCUCCCAGAGAAGGGCUUCUUCAUUUUGGCUUGGGGUCAAUAGCACUUACAAGGUCUCUUCUAAGUACAACACAGGUGGCCUGUUGCUGCAAGAGAAGGUUGGCUACACUGACCAGAGGAUACCACAGCUUAAGUUCUGGCAGCAGGGAAAAGAAAAUCCAGAAAUAUGGAUACCUCUGCUCCCUACAGUUACCUACAGCAGGUCAGAAUAUCCUGGUUGCUGUUAAGGGGACUUCAUUUUUUUGCAGCAAAUCAACUUCAUUUGGGGUAGGUGAUCCAGUCACAGAUCUGGGCUGCCUCUUUAGAGGGAUGGUCUGGAAACUGGGUUCCGUGGAACUGGUUUUAUCAGGAAAAGUUGGCUUCUUAAGUGCAGGUAUGUUGUCAUAACUAUCCUGAAGUAGCCAGAGAAAUAUGAGAAGUUGUUGAAUUUUCAUUUGAGUUGAAGGAGCAAAGUGCCACAGCCUUAUAUGUCAGGUGGCAAUGAUCAGGUAAAUGGGGGUGCUCUUUGCUGCUUUGCUUUAAUUUUAUGAUCCUUACUGUCUUCAUCCUUGUUGCUCCAAGAUCAUGCUGUCAGACCACUUAGUAAAAGUGACAUAACACCUUAAAAAUAAAAUAAUAUUUGCUGUGGCUUAGCUCUGGUUCCUGGAAAUGGGGCUUGGCUGCAGUCUGGCCCUGCACCUGCUGUUUCUGAUUAGCUGCUUAAUCCUAGGGCAGCUGGGUCAGUGCGUGCCUGUGGAUGGAAGAAUUAUUUUUUCCUCAUCCCUGUUCAGAGGGAUAUUAAUAAUUUAAGAAUGCAGGAUUUUAAGUUUCCUUCCCUGUUGCUCAUGUUAUCUUUCAUUAACACGAGGACUUGAUAAAUCCAGUUUGUGUGGUUUGGGUAUUCUUUUGUUCAGUUGAAAUGAUGAAAAUCCCAUGUUGUUUUACAGUGGGCUGUUUUGUUUCGUAUUCAAGGACUGUAGAGUGAUAAUGUUUACACAUCUGUUAUUGAAAUUUUGGAAAAUAAGAGUGGAAGUGUUUAUAUUUAGUUUUCAACUCCUACCUUGACAAUUAAAAUUGUCUCUUUCACUGGUUUUAUCAGGGCAUGUGGAGAGACUGAGCAACUGCAAGGCUGAGGGGGAGAAUAUGCGACUUUCCUAAGUCACGUAUUUUCUAAGAACUAACCAGCUCAGAGCAGGAGUUGCUCUUAGAUUCUUAAGGACCUUCCUACUCAAACCUGAGCAAUCAGGGAGUAGAAGUUAGGCGUGUGCUGCCUUCCUGCAAGGAGCAGUCCUUCUGGCUCAGUACCGGUUUGGUGAAAGAACCUCUUAAUGAAGCUGGAAGCUGAUGCCAAGGCUGACCUUGCCCUGGAUGAUUGCCUGCUCAACUAGCAGAAAGCACGUACUGUGUGGUCCUGCCUCUGCUCUCUGCUGUUAUAAAGUAAGCAGCUGCCAGCUUAGGAGAAAAAAAAUUCCAUUUGGGUGGGAAGAGAAGGAAGCUGCACAGAAGAGGGAGUGCUUUCAUUUUGUUUCACUUACAGAAAUUAUGGAAAUCAGCUUUAGUAGGUGGGAAAAAUAGGCAGAGGUAGGAGGAAAACAAGCAAGCAUAGGUGUUGUGAUCAGGCACUAACAGUUAGCCUCUGUUGGGCUGCAUGAGGAUGAAGCAGGAUCUCCCAGGAUGCUUUAUAUUUUCAUAUAAAAGAGGGUAAAAUGGUUCUGGGAGGAGCCUAAGCAGCGACUGCUUGACAACUUUUUCCAAAUGGGAGAGGGGUUAAGGACUCAUUUCAUUUACUGGUCCACGAGUGAUUGUUACUUUUUUGUUCUUAUUCAGUGGAGGAUUGGGAAGGCCUUGGGACAGAGGUUUAGGAAGAUUAACUAAACUGAAGAAUCCUGUCUUCUCUUCUGAGAGCAAGGGCUGACAUGUAAAGAUCCCUCAGCCUGAGCCCUGCUCUUGCAGGUUGUUGGUCAUCUAUGAGAGUGUCCCCAGGAUUGCUGUCACAGGGAGGUCUCCGUGUACUGAUGGGGUGUGCGGGGACUCAACCUCACAAGAUGCAGCAUGGUGGUGUCUUGCUUUGGUUUCUUUUCCACCUUUUCCCCCCCUACACCUGGAAAAAAAAUGCAGAGGGAAAUAUGUUUCUUAUUUAAUGCCCCUGAUGUAAUCAUCUUACAUUGUGUCAUUUGUGCUUGGCCCCACGAAAUGCAAGAACAUUAAAAUGAAUUAUAAUGGAAGAAUAAAAAUAGCACUUUCUACUUUUUUUUUUUUGGUAUUUUGAGGUCCAGUAUUUAAAAAAAUAAAAGGGCAAGUCAAAAAUUUGAAGUACUACGUGCAAUAGAAAAAUGGGGACAAUUGCAAGGAGCAGUGCUUUGAGGGAGCAGCAGGCUGGGCUGCUGGAAGUAACCACAUGUUAGUUAAGUGACGUGCAGUGCAGAACAGGGAACGCAGGAAGGGAUUGGGGUGGGUGAGGAAGAGCAGUGGCCAAUAAGAGAAGUAUGCUGCAGGCUAAUGAUAGCCAAUGCCUUCAUGACCAGGUUCUAAGGGAGUUGUGCUUUGUCUGGAUUUAGCAGGCUUCUAGGCUUGCUGGAUAAAAGUAUUAAUGUACAACUAGUAGGACACUAAGAUCUCCUUGCUGACCUUGGAACAGGCUUGCAAAGCCUGGUUUUCAUGUUCUGAUAGCAGUUGUUCUACAGAAUCUGCCUUUUUAUUCUCUCCAGAUAUCAGAUUAAAUUGAUUUCACUUUCUGGUUUCUGUAUAUAAAUGCAAUAAACCCCUAUCCAUUUUCCACAUUGACCUCACCCCAGCUUCAACCUUCAGCCCUUCCCACAGAGCUACACACUGAACUUGUUCUUUGAGAAAACCUUUCUUUGCUGAAGAACUUUAUUUGAAAAAAUUAUUCUCUAUGAAAUGCUUUGAAACUGCAUAGAGGUUUCUUACAGCGGGCUUCAUUUUAAGGCGUAUUUUUAUACAGGAGAUGAGCCCUCCUCCAGUCCUUCACCCCUUCCCCUGCCCUCCCAGCCAGUUUGGAGCAGGGUGUUUCCCACACAGGCCCUACGUUCAGCACUGCUUCAGGCGGAUUGCUGCAGGUUCCUUACACAUCCAUGCCCACCAGCGCAGUCCUGAUGCUUUUGCAUUUCUUUUUCGUAGGCUCUGCUUUUGCUUCCAUCCUGGGGUAGGCACAGACAGAGGCAACGGAGUUGUGCUGGAAAACGUUUCAGUUCUGAUUCUCAACUUCACUUUUUUUUUUUUCCCCACUCAAAAAGAACAGAAAGCUAAGUUGCCAAGGAAGCAGCUGUGCUGUGGUGUGGUGGGCAGACUGCUGGUAGCUGCUGGUGCGAAUGCAAGGAGAGCUUGGUUGCCUUUGGUGCAUUAAUCUUUUCUUCUUUUCCUAUAUGUGUUUGUUAUUUUUUUUAAAUUCUGAAUUGCACCACUAUAGAAUUAUUUGCAGAAUGGUACUCCAUAUGUAUGUGGGAUUAAAAACAAGACCAUAAUUGAUGCUGUGCAGGAUGUCAUUCAAUCAGUUCUAUUUUGCUUUAUUUUAUAUAUAUUUUCUGGUAUCCUGUACAUUGCGGUGGGUGUGAAGAUAGUAUUUUAAUAUUUGUACAAAGUUUAAUUUAAUUGUUCUCUGUAUAUAACUGCAUUUCUAAAUUAAAAAAAAAAAAAAGUUCUUUUGAA